CCCGGGCCUCGGAACCCCCACUAAAGAGGAAAGCCUCCCGGCUCCACGUUCCUGUCACAGGCAGAUCGUCUCACCUCGGCCAUUGGACUUGGCUUCUUCAUCUUUCCUUCCACCGCUCUCAACCAUUCUGCUUUCAAACGUACUCUCUAUAUUCCAGCUCGAGCAAAAUCACACCUCGUAUUAGGCAACAAUAACUAUUAUUCAGUCGGACCUCCCCACCUUGGAUAGGACACUGCGCUCCGGUCUACCGACGCAGCACCCCGCGGAGACUCGUCUAACCGUCGUUCCCGGCCAUCGCCACCUUUAAUCACAUUACCAUGGACAGCGCUUCGUGUAGUGGCGGUACGCCCUUCAAGCGCCUUAUCGACCAUCAAUCCCGAGAUGUUAGCCAACAUCAAGAUCGUCUUGUGCACCAUUCCAGCCAAGCGCAAGGCGGCUUUCGUUCCACUCCCCAGCAUGCACAGGCGCCACAAGAUGGAUUUGGAGCUUUCAUGGACUCCCCAGCUAUGCCUAUGCCUAUGCUUCAGCAUGACCCUGCUGGACGAUUAGCGGCUCAUGCUGCCGCUCUCCAACCCGCCCGAGCGCCGGCCUUUGCUUCUCCCCAAGAACUCUCCCAGCAACCUCUACCGACACCCAUGGCUAGUUCUAACAACUGGGCUGCUGACUUUACCCGAUUCGCAAAUCAACAGGGCCAACCACAAAACCAAAGGACCAUCGGUGCCUCACGACAACCUCACGCUGCGACGCCAAUGCAAACAAGUUUCGGAUAUGCCUUCGGCCCCCAACAGCCCAUCAACCCAGGGUUUUCUCAAUUUUUUGCCCCAGCGGGAGCAGCAUACUCAGCACCAGGUGCGGCUGUCGCUACCGGAGAAGCAGACUUUGAUCAAGAGAUGGCACAGUGGAUGGCAAACAACAGCGGCGGAAACAUGGAGCAAGUUGACGCCGCUAUGGAGCAAAUGGCUCGUGAGCUUGAGCUCAAUGAUGCAGCACUUUCACAAGCAGAGGGAGAAGGUGCAACCGCUGCCGCCGAGACUACGCAUUUCUCUGAUCUGGAUGUACCAGAGAUUAAUAACCUCUCGCUCGAAGCACGCGAUGCAAUCUUGCCCGAAGAGCCUAUUCAACCGGUGGAAGAGGAGCAGCUAAUGGGUACCGAAAACGAAGAUGCUGACGCGCUAAAGGGCAAGUCUGCCGUCUCAGAGGCUGCCGAACGAUUGCUCGAAUCAGUGCAGCAUGAGAGCGGCGAAAAGUGGCAAAACUCGGUUUUCCUCUCACUAAUGCGAGAUUUUCGCGACGGACGAAAGGAUAUUGUGGACAACGAGAUAAGACAGACGGAUGGUGAAACGGGCGAGUCUUCCGAGACGUGACUACUCUCACAAAUGACCGAGUAUCACAACGAUCUACACAAGCCGGCGGACCAGCCACAGAAACGUAACAGGAAAUACCAUGAUAGCGGAAGAUUCCACUGCCCCCUAUCCACAUCAUGUGCACAGCAGCUCUAUAGCACGAUCUUGUAGUUAUAGUGGCGCAUCAGCAAGACAUAAAUGUAUCGGCACGACACAAAGUAUACAUAAGGUGGAGACAAUGCUUAUUGGCUGACGAGUUGCCAUGAACUAUAUCGAUAAAAAUGAUAAAUGAUAUAAUGUAGAAUUUUGUCAAAGUAAGAGCAAAAUACAUAUCCCAUAAAGACGUUAAAAGCCGAUGCAACUGGUGUGAAUAUCCCAAACAAACAGAAACUAAAAACAAAUGACGGCAAAUUGCGCUCCCUGAAAUAUUUACAGAAUCAAAGUUUCCAAAAGAAGAAGAAGGGUCAGGCUCGCUUGAAGUGCCUACAUGUCCCAAACAUAACACAUUUCGUUCGGUUUGCCAGACGCGCGCCGGUAUCAGGUCAUCCACUCGCAACUGCAUUCUGCAAAGGAAGCACUUGGGUUGCGACUGUGUAAUGUGUAUGAAUCUGACUGUCGGUUCCAUCUGAUAGUCUGUUCAGGUGUAAAAGGAUUGGUUUUGAUGUAUAUCUCGUCAGACAUGAAGUUUUUCUUGUUAUUGGCAAGGUCAUAGGUGAAUCGGCGACAUGUGCCUACGUAUGGGUAGUCAGAUUGUUGUCGAACCUCCUCAAAAACGAGCUCUUUGUUCAGAGGGGGUAGGCGGGUAACAGUUGCCGACGGCUCAGCAGCUGAGCUUGUUGGGGUUGAUGGCGAUGCUCCGCUGAAAUUGACUUGCGGUUUCGGUUGGCCAUUCGUGUUACCACAGGGAAAAAUUGACACUCGGAACACGAUGUUGGGCCAGCUACAGUACCAGCCACCUUGGCCAUCGUUAAGGACAUAUGCGCGCUUCCCCUCACUGCCGUUUUCGCGUUUAAUAAGUGGCGCAAGAUCUCCAUACUCAGCAAUAACGGUUUUUGUGUAUGUAUGCUUUCCAAACCAAACCAUCUUUUUCGGGUUGAUGGAAUCUUUAUACAGGGUGAGGGGAACAGGUCCAUCAAUUCUGGGAGGUUGAGCACCGUAGGUGAGUCUACGGCCAGUCUCCGCGAAGAAGAGAUCAUAUUUGGGUUCGUCGUUUGUUCCAGUGAAGUUGAUGCCCAGUGAGAACCCCGAUCCGCUUCUGCCAUAGCUCAAAUUACAGUCCCAGGCAUUUUGGGCCGGCCCGGGAGCAAUACAACUAGGCGAAGCUACCUGUGGCUUUGUCGGUGGCGGCGAGAAGCGGCCCUCUGGAAGUUUAGCCUCAGACGGGAAACCUUUGACCGGGUCCAGAUUUGGUGGUCCUCCGCUACUGUUAAUUGGUUAGCUUUUUACGUUGGUGUGAUGCAGGUGCGGAAUAGAGCACACUUACGGACGGCCAGGAGGUUUGUACUGGUGUCUGUGCAGUAGUGUACCGAGGACGGCACCCAUAAUAAUGCUCAUAAGAGCAACACUUAUCAACGCGAGGCAAAUGGCCCAGUACGGAACCACACCGCAUACCUUUCGUUUUGCCCACAACUGCCACUUAGUAGGUGUAGGCUUCUCAGCCAGGUCCUUUGCAGCAAUGUUGAGAUCGUGACUAGACAAGGUGGAUGGCCGAGACUGCGAAGCGGCGAGCGUUUCUUGUGUCGAAUCAAACUCUGGAUUUCUGGUAGCAAUGCCCAUCCCCCCAGCGCCAGGCAUCUGGUUAAUCGAUGAUGAUGAGUGGUGUGACUGUGCUUGAUGUGGCUCUGGACGUGGGCGCGGUUGCUGUGGUUGCAUUUCAAGCUCUUCUUGUGAGUGACGUUCUGGAGACGUACUACCAGAAGAUGUUGUGAAUGAAGGGGUAUCUUGUUGUGCAGUAGUUGGCUCUGGCUUUCUUGUCAUCGCUACUUCGGGGUAUCUUGAAUAUGGCGGCAGUUCUUCAGCAUGGCCCAAUGCGGUCGCAGCCUCUUGAGUUCCGAUGCGGUUGUGGUAUGCGUUACUAGACUCGCCAAAUCGUACUGGCAAUGCCUGCUCCGUAGCAAUAGUCGGCAGCUCGACCUCAUCAUUGUAGAGGGAAUACUCUUGCUCCACAACUGCUGCAGCCGGCUGUUGUCGACGUCUAUCUGAGGUGUUGCUCAAUGUUCGUUGAGGAUACAUGUGAUAUGGGUGUGAGGGGCCGGAGGAAUCUUCGACGGAGCCAUCGUUCUGGAUUCGAAGCGAAUCAUGCGGUCGAGGGGGUUUUGAAAUGCUAGAUGGUCGUGGUAGGGGAGGGCUGGAUUGCUGCGCCCGCGGAAGGAGGCUCGCAAAGGUCGGCUGUGGUGCAGCGGAUGACGAGGUUCCCGGGAGUUGUGUUGGGGAUGAGGCUUCAUGAGAUGCACUCAAGGAAGGUGAUGAUCUUGCUGGUGGUCUGAAGCCAUCAGAAACCAUCUCAGCAGCCAAGUCAUAGUCGUCAGUAUCGGGGACUUGUGGGGAUAGAUCCUCUGCUGUUGAACCAGGUCGCGGGAUGCCCGGUUGGGUCGAGGAGGGCUCCAUGGCAAGGAAGGGGAAAGAAAAAAUAUGGACAAAUUCCCUCUGCUUGCUGUUAAUAAUAUAAUACAAAUAAGAUGUCCUAUAAAGUCGAGCGGAACUGUUGAGGACGCUGGAAAGGCAAGUUCGAGAAGGGCCGGGCGGCUGAGGUUAUCGAGCGGACGAGUACGACAGCGACAAGUCUACAGGAGAGGGAAUAUUCGAGGUCGGGUUUGGCGAUCGUCGACGCAAAUAAAGACAGCAAAUAUCGGAGCGUCAAUAUUUCUCUUUACGGUAUAUACGGCGUCGGAUGGUGGAUGAAAUGGAUUGACCAGAGAAACAAAACGCUCGCGUCAGCCCAGAGAAGGAUUCUUUGGGGGGAGGGUCAGGGCGUGCGCAAGACUGUGCUGAAAGUGAUAUGCAGCGGUCUUUAGCACAGUGUAGUGCGCGGA
This is a messenger RNA of [Torrubiella] hemipterigena, 4375 nucleotides long. The record is from the annotation of a GenBank genome assembly. Lineage: Eukaryota; Fungi; Ascomycota; Sordariomycetes; Hypocreales; Clavicipitaceae.